AUGUCGAGUAGACAGCUUCGAAAAUUACAACAACAGCGCGAAUUGGAGCAACAAGCUAAGCUUCAAGCUCAAGCAGGAGAAGAGGAGGAAUCCGAGGAUGAGUCGCAACCGAUACAAUCAAAACCCAGCUUGUUUGCAAGCUUUGCAGCUCUAGAAGGCGAUGACGGAUCUAAGGAAAUCGAUGAAGAUGAGGAGCCGGAAGGAGAAGAAUUGAGUGAACUCACUCCAGUCGCGACCACGAAGAAACAUAAAAAGUCGAAGAAGAAGAAGAAGGCCAAGAAUAAUGGAAAGACAAAAGACUCCGCGAAAGAAGUUGAGGAUACAUCUAAGAAUGGUCUGGAUGAAAUUGAUCAAGCUCUCAAAGAGUUAAAUUUGAAGCAACCAAAUGCCACAAAUACAACAAGUGCAAUAGAAGUGGAUGAAGAAUAUGAGAGAGUUUGUUUCCUAUUGGGUAUCAAUACACAACAUCUCAAAGUUGCAAAUGAAAUGCGAAGUUUAUUUGGACGGGCUGCUACGGAAAAUAAUGAAGAUCCUGGAGGACCUACAGGUCGUGGGCCAAGAAGAAGACAACGUAUGCAACAGAUGGAUUUGGAGACAGCCUUGAAGGGACAUCAUAAACCAGGCAAAGGCCUUUCCGAGCUCACCCUGCGACGCAACUUUUUGAUACAAGGGAAGGAUGAAUGGCCAAAAUCUACUUCGGGCGGAUUGACAAUGGCGGUUGUUGACAACCAAGAGGUAGUUGAUGGUACUAUCGAAUACAAAUUUGUACACGAUAAAGAAUAUCAAGUUGUGCAGCACACAUUCCAAACUCUGGUUGAAAUGGGGGAUCCUCAAAACCUUAUUGGGUAUAUUCAAAGAAAUCCGUAUCAUAUUUCUCUUCUUCUUCAAGUCAGCAAGAUAGCAAAAGACCAAGGCGAUCAUUCAUUAUCAUCUGAUCUUGUUGAGAGAGCCCUCUUUACAUUUGGUCGAGUUUCAUUAUCGUCCUUUAGUACUAAGUUGGCCCAAGGUAAAGCUCGAUUGGAUUUUGCUAGACCAGAGAAUCGCGAAUUUUGGUUAGCUGGGUAUCACUAUAUCAAAUCUCUCAUGAUGAAGGGAACUUAUCGAACUGCCUUCGAGUGGGCAAAGUUACUUCUAAGUUUGGAUCCUGAGGAUGAUCCAUAUUGCAUGCGAUGGAUGAUACAUCAUCUUGCCUUACGUGCACAUGAAUUUCAAUGGCUUUUGGAUUUCUCUGCCAGUCGAAAUAUACCAGAGUGGGCCAACACAAUCAGUUAUGCAAAGCCAUCUUUUGCUCUGGCUGCCCAGCAACUCAAGGAUGGUGUCAAAUGCAGGAGCAUAUUAUCGGACUGCAUGAGUCAGGUACCUUGGCUUUUUUGUCGACUAUUCAGAGAACUUGAUCUUGAUGCACCUCCAUCAAUAUGGGGUACAGAACCACCAACUGCUUCUGACAUUUUAUUUACAGAAUUAUAUGUUCUUCAAGCAAAGGAUCUUUGGAACACCACCGAGUCUACUGCAUUGCUUAUGGAAAUAGCACAUACGAUUGAGAAGCCAGACUUGUCGGAAACGCCUUUACUAUCAGACACCAAAGAGAUGAGUCUAGAUAUUGUCAGAUUCGUCUAUUUGGAUAAUCGACGGGAAUUAAUGUCUCUUGUUCCAUCGAAUAUUCUCCAUAGGAGCAAUAACUCUGAUUCGGAUCCACUACCGCCCUACUCGAGCACCAUCUCUUAUCCGGGUCAACAAAGAAGUCUGGGAAAUCAAGACGAACCCGAAGUUAACGGAUUCAAUGAUCCACUGGCGGCUCUCGCACGACUUUUGCCAGGGUUUCCAGGUUUAGACGCAUUACGAGGUCGUGGAGCAGGUGAUGAUAAUAUCGAUGUUAAUAAUGCUGAAACCGAGGCCGAAGCAUUUGAACGAUUGAGAAAUCAUAUUGCAGAAGGAAACCUGAUUGAAGGUUUAGAAGAAGAGGGCGAUGAGAAUGCAGAAGGACCAGCACGUGGACCGUCAUUAUCUGCCGCAACCAGAGUAUUGGAAAGUCUCAUGUUCUGGAGAUCAACACCAGCAUAUGCUGACCCUUCUUCAUCGGGUGCAUCGGCCAGUGAAACUGAUGAUGAUUCAAUACCUGGAUUGAUAGAUGAUGGAGAGGAAGAUCGAGGCGGAUAUAGACAAGCACAUGUUGAAGAUGCUGAUGAGGAUGAUGAAAUGCCUGCUUUACAUUAA
Sclerotinia sclerotiorum 1980 UF-70 is the source of this 2214-nucleotide messenger RNA. RefSeq lists its product as hypothetical. Bases 1 to 2214 code for a protein of 737 amino acids. Gene Ontology annotation, biological process: ribosome-associated ubiquitin-dependent protein catabolic process; rescue of stalled cytosolic ribosome. The transcript is spliced from 2 exons. Lineage: Eukaryota; Fungi; Ascomycota; Leotiomycetes; Helotiales; Sclerotiniaceae. Gene Ontology annotation, cellular component: RQC complex. The record is from RefSeq and is a predicted model, not a curated record.